AUGAACGGACGCGUCCCGGGCGUGGAAGGCUUUGGAACAGCUAAGCCAUUUUACCUGCUUUACAUCAAACGAGCGGAGCUGUACUUCCCAGGGCUAAACGGUGCCUCAGGAAAUGUACUGAAGGUCCCACCCAGCUGCAUUCGACCUGCUUUGUAUUGGUCCUGCUUUUCUGUCCGGGGAGGAGUAAGGUUUGUCUUUAUCAGUAAGACAGCGCCCCUGCCUGAGCGCUGUGGUGACCGUCUGCAGCGCACGCUGGUAUUCACUCGCAGUGUUUGUAUACAGGAGCCUCGUUUGAUCGGGACCCGUACAGAGACUCUCAGUUACCGCGACGCGCAACACUGCAGUACAAGAGCAAGAGAGCUGUGUGAACCCAACCCAUGUGAGAAUGAGGGAGUGUGUCUGACAUCCAUCAGCAGUGAGGCUUUCACAUGUGAGUGUGCCCCAGGGUUCACUGGGCCUACCUGUGCCAGUCGUAUGGAGGUUGCAGCAGAUGGUGAGGACCCUACUCCAGCAGGACCUUGCCAUCCAAACCCCUGUCACAACGGAGGAGUGUGUGAGAUCAGUGAGACCUAUCGGGGCGACACCUUUAUAGGAUAUGUCUGCAAGUGUUCCCCCGGCUUCAACGGAAUCCACUGCCAACACAAUGUUAAUGAAUGUGAGAAGGAUCCGUGUAAAAAUGGAGGUAUUUGUACAGAUCUGGUUGCUAACUACUCCUGCGAAUGCCCUGGAGAAUACAUGGGGAGGAACUGCCAGUACAAAUGUUCCGGACCGCUCGGCAUGGAGGGUGGCAUCAUCUCCAACCAGCAGAUCACCGCGUCCUCAACUCACCGUGCCCUAUUUGGCCUCCAGAAGUGGUACCCCUACUUUGCCCGCCUCAACAAGAAGGGCCUAGUGAACGCCUGGACGGCAGCCGAGAAUGACAGAUGGCCUUGGAUUCAGAUAAACCUACAGAGGAGGAUGCGGGUCACGGGUUUGAUAACGCAAGGGGCCAAACGCAUUGGGAGCCCAGAAUACGUCAAGUCCUACAAAGUGGCCUCCAGUGACGACGGCAAGAACUGGAGGACGUACAAAGUGAAGGGCACAGACGAGGAUAUGGUGUUCCGCGGGAACGUCGAUAACAACACCCCUUAUGCUAACUCCUUCACCCCUCCUAUCGAAGCCCAGUACAUACGAAUCUACCCCCAGGUGUGUAGGAGGCACUGCACACUGCGAAUGGAGCUCCUGGGCUGUGAGCUCACAGGCUGCUCUGAGCCGUUGGGAAUGAAGUCUGGACACAUCCAGGACUACCAGAUCACGGCAUCCAGCAUUUUCCGAACCCUCAACAUGGACAUGUUCACCUGGGAACCCGGGAAAGCCCGACUGGACAAACAGGGCAAGGUCAAUGCUUGGACAUCAGGUCACAGCGACCAGUCUCAGUGGCUACAGGUCGAUAUGCUCAUCCCCACCAAAAUAACUGGAGUAAUAACCCAGGGGGCAAAAGACUUUGGUCAUGUGCAGUUCGUUGGCUCAUACAAGCUGGCCUACAGUAACGACGGUGAACGAUGGCACAUAUAUCAAGAUGAAAAGCAAAAGAAAGACAAGGUGUUUCAGGGAAACUUUGACAAUGACACACACAGAAAGAACGUGAUAGAUCCGCCAAUCUACGCCCGUUACAUCCGCAUCCACCCGUGGUCGUGGUACGGUCGGAUCACCCUGCGUGCCGAGUUACUGGGAUGCACAGAGGAAGACUAA
Chanos chanos (milkfish) is the source of this 1731-nucleotide messenger RNA. RefSeq names its product EGF-like repeats and discoidin I-like domains 3a (gene edil3a). The record is from RefSeq and is a predicted model, not a curated record. Gene Ontology annotation, molecular function: calcium ion binding; signaling receptor activity. Lineage: Eukaryota; Metazoa; Chordata; Actinopteri; Gonorynchiformes; Chanidae. The coding region runs from base 1 to 1731 and encodes 576 amino acids. Gene Ontology annotation, cellular component: plasma membrane. The transcript is spliced from 11 exons.